Messenger RNA from Megalops cyprinoides (Indo-Pacific tarpon), 2029 nucleotides. RefSeq names its product class I histocompatibility antigen, F10 alpha chain-like. The coding region runs from base 72 to 902 and encodes 276 amino acids. Gene Ontology annotation, cellular component: external side of plasma membrane. Lineage: Eukaryota; Metazoa; Chordata; Actinopteri; Elopiformes; Megalopidae. Gene Ontology annotation, biological process: immune response. The record is from RefSeq and is a predicted model, not a curated record. The transcript is spliced from 6 exons.
CUCAUUCCUAUCAGUACAUCUACACGGCGACAGCAGGAAUUCCAGGGUUUCCUGAGUUUGUGGCAGUGGGGAUGGUGGAUGGAGAGCAGAUCAGCUACUAUGACAGCAGCUCUAAGCAGCUCAUCCCUCGGCAGGAGUGGGUGAAAGGAGCAGUGGACCCAGAUGUCUGGAGCAGAAGCACACAGAUAUUAUUGGACUCAGAGCAGAGCUUCAAGGCCAGUACAGAGACUUUAAAACAGCGUUUCAACCAGACUGGAGGUGUCCACACUUUGCAGCGACUGGUUGGCUGUGAGUGGGACGAUGAGACUGGGACCACAGAGGGCUACGAUAAUUUUGGAUACGAUGGGGAAGACUUCAUUUUAUUUGACAUGAAGAACAUGAGAUGGAUCACUCCUUUGCCGCAGGGAGUUCCCACUAAACACAAGUGGGACAGUGACAGAGCUUGGAAUGAGAAGUUAAAGAGCUACCUGACCCAGGAGUGCACUGAGUGGCUGAAAAAGUAUGUGGGCUAUGGGAGGAGCACUCUGGAGCGCAAAGCCCCUCCUGAAGUCUCCCUGUUCCAGAGGGACCCCUCCUCUCCUGUCACCUGCCAUGCCACCGGCUUCUUCCCCAGUGGCAUCGUUGUGUCCUGGCAGAAAAACGGAGAAGACCUGUAUGAGGAUGUGGAGCUGGGAGAGACCCUGCCCAACGAUGACAGAACAUUCCAGAUAGUGUCUCACCUCAGAGUGAAGCCUGAAGACUGGAAGAGAGACAGCUACACUUGCACUGUGAUGCACAGCAGUCUGGAGGAGGAUAUCGUGAAGAGAGUGCAGGAGGAGGAGAGCAACUGGGUUCCUGACGGUCCCUCAGUGGGCACCAUUAUUGCUGCUCUCCUUGAGGCUCUCGCCAAGACCAUCUUCUAGAGCAACAUGGCAGGCUAUCAGAGUCACAAAAGGGAGGAGCUGAAGGAAGACCACAAGAAGACCACACACUGGCAUAUGCACACACAUGAACAGACACGCAUUCCCACAUACAGACACAGAUACACAAUGAGGCACACACAACCAGCUUUGUUUUAAUGCUCUGAAUCUACAACCUGUGACAGUUUGGAGCCUGUUAGACCUCAGAGGUGACCAUAGUUUAAUUGCUUUUUUACAAAGACAGCCCUGCCCGUUUGUUUUUGAAUUGACUUUGAUGCUUCUUUUUUUGUGAAGAGGCAGGGAGAAGGAUUAGAGAGAGACCCAGCAAGCAGAGACUCUGCAUUUGUACUGUAAGUUCACUCAACCAAAACUAUGCCAGAAACAAUGCUGUUGGUCUAUAGAUUUACACAUUGCAAUUCUGAGCAGCUCCAUGGUGUAACGGUUCAUUUAAUCACAUUAUUAUAUUUUAUCAGUUUUGCCUACAAUCUCAUUUUUAAAUCUGUACAGAUUAGAUAGAUGAGUUGUGCUCUGUGUGAGUAAGACACUGAAGCCUGACCCUUUGCAGUGAGCACCUGUGAGGACAAAAUGUGAAUCACAGAGCAGCCAGUAUCUGUGAGAAUAGCAGUGUUAACACUGGAAUGUAACUGUAUAAGGACCAGGUGCUCAUUUUAACAUCUCUGGACUCUGACACUCAAUCUCAUAGUGUUUUAUGAAAUACUUUAAUAUUCCAUGUCCUAUAUAACACAUUAACAACUCAGGAUUAACACCACAUAGUUCUGUACUCAGUCACUUGGUCUACAAGGGGCUUAAUGAUCAAUGUGCUUUAUGUGCAUGUGUUUCCAUGUUACCCAACUGUAGAUUUUGAGCGUUUAACAUCUGGAAGUGCAAUCAAUACCCUUAUUUGAGGACAUCAGCAAAAGAACAACAAUAGUGUAAACAGCUCAAACUUCAGUUUACACAAUUAAAGACAGCUUGCUUGCUUAAUUCAUGUAACCGACACCAUGAAUACUGUUUCUCCCAGCUUACUCAUUUUACAUCCUGAUGAAUUAAUAGAAGUGAAUUUCAAUAACUAAUCACAAAGAAUCUAUUAAUACAAUUACAAUUUUCUGAGGUAAUUAAAACCUCUUUAA